Neoarius graeffei (lesser salmon catfish) is the source of this 1690-nucleotide messenger RNA. RefSeq lists its product as uncharacterized. Bases 111 to 881 code for a protein of 256 amino acids. The transcript has 11 exons. The record is from RefSeq and is a predicted model, not a curated record. NCBI's taxonomy places the organism in Eukaryota, Metazoa, Chordata, Actinopteri, Siluriformes, Ariidae.
CCUCAUCGUCUCAUCUCUUUUCAUCAUCCUUCUGUCAGUAUGUAAGUGUAUACGCGUCUGUAUGAAGGUGUGAGCUCGGAUCCUGAAACCUUACACUGGGAUUCAAAAACAUGGCAGACGCUGAAGGAAUGCUUGCAUCUGUUGAAAGCAACCUGAGCAUGGCUCUGAAAAACAACUCAUACACAGUCUCCCGUCCAGACUGGCUGUUGUAUGUGGUUCCUUCGAUUGCCUUUGUAUUAGGAGUGUUACUGUUCUCACUGGUCUGCAGAACACAGCGUCGCAAAGAGACAGAAGCAUUACGGCGAGUUGCUGCGUUAAAGACCAUCAUGAACACCACCUCAACAGGACACACAUACACAAGGUACACAAGUCAAAAACCCAUGGGAAAAGAGAAUAAAGACUCAAGCAAACUACAGAACUCCAGCGGAACUCAAGGAAAUCUCACAAAACAAGAUGCCCAGUCUUAUGAGAAUGUUACAACGGUUAUCUACAGUAAUGAGGAGAAAGUUAACUACUGCGUCCUUCCAGAUGAAGAUUAUAUCACUCCUGAUGCAGUGGCAGACGAAGUGACAAAAAUCAGCAACAGCAACUAUCUUCAACUUGCAGACACCGAUGGAGAGUCAUAUGAAAACAUGGAAGGGUGUGUGUACGCUCAUCCUCGCCAACACACACUAAAGAAUGCACUCAGGGCUGAGGACGAUGAUUAUAUUAAUCCUGAUGAAGAGGACAAACACAACCUGGAACAGACAGACACAGAGUCCUAUGAGAACAUGGCUGGCUCUGUGUGUCCCAGCACAGAAACACACACCAACACACACACUGUGGAUGAAGGCUGGUAUGAGUGCAUGGACAGAAGACGAAGAUGCGAGAGACAGACAUGAUACAUGGUGACAUGAGGCGGUGAAAGGACGUGGACACACACACACACACACACAUUACUUUUAUCCGAUCAGUACAUAGUAACACAGGACAGAAAUAAAAGAUAUUACAGAAUACAGAAAUACAUCAUCUUACAGUUAAAUCAUGGACUGGAUCAAGAUCCUUUUCGUCACCCCUCCGUCUGUAAGCCCCCGAGGACCAGUCCCCGUCAUGGACAUGUCCUCGGCUGCCGUAUAUGAAGACCAAACGUCCACACCGAAAUGUUAUUCAGGAGCAGAUGGUACUUUCAUCAUGAAGGCUUUCUUGAGGUGAUACUCAAACCUGCAGCCUACUGCGAAGACUAACACCUGUCUGAACUCUUCUUUACACACCAGUGUCUGGAGUAUUUGCAAAAAUGAAUGAAUGAAUGAAUGAAUGCUUGUUCGAGGUUGAACGUUGCAGGUUUGACACAACAUUGCUUGUACAUUUUCACAGAAGCAGCUAAACGGAUUGAUAUUUCUUUUGUUAUGAGAGAUCCAGGAAGUCCGGUGGGAAGGACAUGUGAUUGAGAUUUUACUCCACACUUCAGAAUGUCCUCAGUGAGCGUGUACACUACCGUUCAAAAGUUUGGGGUCACUUUGAAAUGUCCUUAUUUUUGAAAGAAAAGCACUGUUCUUUUCAAUGAAGAUCACUUUAAACUAAUCAGAAAUCCACUCUAUACAUUGCUAAUGUGGUAAAUGACUAUUCUAGCUGCAAAUGUCUGGUUUUUGGUGCAAUAUCUCCAUAGGUGUAUAGAGGCCCAUUUCCAGCAACUCUCACUCCAGUGUUCUAA